GUUAGCAUAGCAUAUUGAUUUUGGUGAUGAAUUGAAUUGAUAUGUGAUUAUGGUGACAUGAGUGAGUGCACACGCAUAGGCAUAGCCAUAGAUUCCCCUUUUCCCAGAAACAAGAAAACCCUCUUUUUCUGUGAACCCUCUCCAACGUCAAAUCCCAAUUCCUCAUUCCCACGCGCCAUGGUUUCCCCCGAAAACACCAAUUGGCUCUUCGAUUACCCCUUGAUCGACGAUAUUCCCGUCGCCGACGCUUCCUUCGCCGCCUCCGCCUUCGCCUGGCCCCUCCCACCGCCACCACCUUCCAAUGUCGGUGUUGAGAUUGAUGCUUCGCUCGGGGAUUCUGAUGGCUUCAGAGAUCCUGCUCUGAAGAAGAGGGGUAGGUCUGAUUCAUGUACUGCUUCUAGCUCUAAAGCAUGUCGGGAGAAGUUGCGGAGGGAUAGGCUUAAUGACAAGUUUGUUGAAUUGGGCUCCAUCUUGGAGCCUGGAAGGCCUCCCAAAACAGACAAGGCUGCCAUUCUGAUUGACGCCGUCCGAAUGGUGACACAGCUGCGGGAUGAAGCCCAGAAGUUGAAAGACUCGAAUACAGGUCUUCAAGAGAAGAUUAAAGAGUUAAAGUCCGAGAAGAAUGAACUUCGUGAUGAGAAACAGAGGCUCAAGGCAGAGAAGGAGAAGUUGGAGCUGCAGGUAAAAUCAAUGAAUGCCCAGCCUGCUUUCUUGCCACCGCCUCCUGCAAUCCCUGCUGCAUUUGCUCCACAAGGCCAAGCCCCCGGCAACAAAUUGGUGCCAUUUAUGGGUUAUCCGGGUGUUGCCAUGUGGCAGUUUAUGCCUCCGGCCGCCGUGGAUACCUCACAGGAUCAUGUACUCCGUCCACCAGUUGCCUAAGUUGGCAUUGUACAAUUAUUUGGGCUUCCAUUUUGACCCAAAAGUUGUAUUCAUUUUCCCAUAGCUUCUUGCCUUUUAGUUGUAUCUUAUAAGUGUUCCAACUGGAUUCAGUGGUGGCUUCGACUGUAUUUGGUAUCUGAUACUAUUAUGAAGUAAUGGCUGGUAUUUGCAUGUAAAUGUUAAUAAGCUUGUCUGGCUGUCUUUGCGGCGGCUUUGAUGUUUAUUACUGGUUUUCAUUUAAUCCAAGUUGGAACCAAAUAAAUAAACAAAUGAUUAAAGGUCAA
Cajanus cajan (pigeon pea) is the source of this 1163-nucleotide messenger RNA. RefSeq names its product transcription factor ILR3. Gene Ontology annotation, molecular function: protein dimerization activity; DNA-binding transcription factor activity. Gene Ontology annotation, biological process: intracellular iron ion homeostasis; regulation of DNA-templated transcription. The record is from RefSeq and is a predicted model, not a curated record. NCBI's taxonomy places the organism in Eukaryota, Viridiplantae, Streptophyta, Magnoliopsida, Fabales, Fabaceae.